This is a messenger RNA of Rosa rugosa (rugosa rose), 1252 nucleotides long. Its product is annotated as perakine reductase-like. Gene Ontology annotation, cellular component: cytoplasm. The transcript has 7 exons. Bases 182 to 1219 code for a protein of 345 amino acids. NCBI's taxonomy places the organism in Eukaryota, Viridiplantae, Streptophyta, Magnoliopsida, Rosales, Rosaceae. The record is from RefSeq and is a predicted model, not a curated record.
AUUUUCACAUGUUCAAAUGUUUCUAGAUUGAAAAAAAGGAUCUCUCUAGACAAUGUCACAUGUUUCUUUUUUACUCCAAUAUUAAAAUUGGUGAGAAAUAGACAUGUAUAUAUCUACCUAAAUAUGUAAGCUAGACUUUCACAAUAGAAAGAACCCAAGCUACAAUCUGGUUUUGCUGAGAAUGGAGGACAACUACCAGAUUCAAAUCCCAAAGGUUCAACUGGGGAGUCAGGGAUUAGAGGUUUCUAGAUUGGGUUUUGGAUGUGGGGGACUAUCUGGAAUAUACAAAGCUCCUCCUCUCUCUCAUGAAGCUGGGUGUACUGUGAUAAAGGAAGCAUUUAAUAGGGGCAUCACCUUCUUUGACACUUCAGAUCUUUAUGGUCAUAAUCAUGAUAAUGAAAUCAUGGUUGGGAAGGCUUUGAAACAGCUUCCUCGAGAAAAGGUUCAAUUGGCUACAAAAUUCGGCAUUUUCAAGUCGGAUGACUUUCAACUCGGGAUAAAUGGGAGCCCGGAAUAUGUAAGAGCAUGCUGUGAAGCUAGUCUAAAGCGGCUAGAUGUUGACUACAUUGAUCUGUACUACCAGCACCGUGUCGAUGUUUCAGUGGCAAUUGAGGAUACUAUGGGGGAGCUUAAGAAGUUGGUAAAUGAAGGAAAGAUAAUGUACAUUGGUCUAUCAGAAGCUAGUAUAGACACAAUAAUGAGGGCUCAUGCUGUUCAUCCCAUCACUGCUGUGCAAAUGGAAUAUUCUAUUUGGACUCGUGAUAUUGAAGAUGAGAUUAUUCCACUUUGCCGAAAGCUUGGAAUUGGGAUAGUGUCAUAUAGUCCCCUCGGUCGUGGGUUCUUCGGUGGGAAGGCAGUUCUAGAGAGCUUGCCUGCAGAAAGUUGGUUGACUACUCAUCCAAGGUUCAAUGGCGAGAAUUUGGAAAAGAACAAACUUUUCUAUAACAAACUUGUCAACGUUGCUGCCAAGCAUUCGUGCACUGCUCCUCAAUUAGCUCUGGCAUGGCUUCUCCACCAGGGCAAUGACAUAAUCCCAAUCCCCGGGACUACUAAAGUCAAGAACCUUGAUACCAAUGUUGGAUCAGUAAAUGUGAAGCUUACCGAAGAGGAUUUGAGAGAAAUUUCUGAUGCUGUGCCCAUUGACGAAGUCAGGGGCAACAGAGAAUUUGAACUUUUCUCAAAAUUUAUGUGGAACAAUGCAAAUACUCCAUCAAAGUAAUUGGAAGUCAGCUGAUAUCGGUUCUUUCGUGUA